AUGUCCACCAAAGCACCCGAUUUUCUAGAUACUGGGGCCGCGUCCCGUUCGCGCAGUCCCAGCGUCAUAUCUAGCGACUCGCAAUUUUCUCGAGUCAACCUCAUUUCCCCGCCGUCCGUAACGCCGGCUCCAGCGUUUAUCUCGCCAUCUGCAGCUUCAGAUAUUAUUUCUGCCGAUCAGGAGUUCAACGCCGCCGAUUUUGUGGCUGAGGAUGAGGAAACCGGGGCCGGUGCCACGGCGCUGGUGACCCCCGCCGCGUUAUCGCUCCUGAACGGAUUUCUCGAUAAUCUCUUGUAUAAUAUCCUUGCUUCCUCAAAAUCGACCCAGCUCGCUUGUAUUCGAACCGCCAUGGCCGAUGUAUUAAAGCCCCGUUUGGCCAAGGAAGUGGUCUCCGCGGCUGAAGAAGAGCUGAGCGAAUUUAUGGGCGGAGCGGACGAUGAACAGACGGAAUUCCGCGGUGGUCAGGAGCCAGGCGGCGAUUUUGAUCUAAUACAUUCAUGGAAAUUAACCCGUCUACGAUGCAUGGUCUACACACGACUGGGUGACAUGGAAGAGGACGACGAAGAUGAGUUUAUCGCGCAAGAUAGCCUCGGCGAGACCGAUGGAGCACCCCGCAGAUUUACCAGUCAUGUCGACAACAUUACGCCGGCAGCUUCUAUUUUCCUUACCUCGAUCAUCGAAUAUAUUGGCGAGCGCGCACUUGUCAUUGCUGGCGAGACAUCGCGGUCCCGUUUGUCAGCACAGCUCAAUGGCGGUGAUAACUUGAGUGGAUCCGGAGAGCGGAAAAGAAUCGACCGACUUGUGGUGGAAGAUCUCGAUAUGGAGAAAUUGGCCCUGAAUGCAACCUUGGGUCGCCUGUGGCGCACGUGGAGGCAGCGCAAGCGCAGAACCACUCUUUCUCGAACUCUAUCCCGUGAAUCAUUCCGCCCUCGGGGAUACUCCAUGGCAAACAGCCGGAAGAGCAGCAUUGUGACCAUUGAGGAACCAGUCAGUCCCAAUGAGCCUCUCCCCGUGGCGAUACCAUCUUUCGACCCCGCCACCGUUCCCUUGCCAAUGAGCGAUUACGAUGUUCAAGAGAUCGAGGUCCCAGGCUACAUUGGCGAUCUAGAUGGGGUGCAUGGGGAGGUGCAGACCAUGGAGGCCGUUGUUGCUCACAAGGUGCGACCACGCAGUCUGAUGGUGUUUUCAUCGCCCUCGCUUGUGCCAAAAUCUCCAGGUUCAGCAAACAGCUCGCCCGUGAGUGCGUCAGCUAUUGAACCUGGGAAAUCAAUCCGUCAUGUUCGCACAAAGUCUCUGCCUAAUGGGGCACCUCCGCCCGACUUCGCCGAGGAGGAGGCAGAGCUACCAGCAGACCACCCAUCACCCACUGCUUCAGAGAAACAGCAACUGGAGACUAUGUACGAGGAUGAUGAAUCCGCAGAAUAUGUGGAUGCAGCCGAAACUUCCCCUGGCAUUGCUAUCACGACAGAGCACGAAGAGACCGCGUCCUUCGAAUCUGCAGCAGAAACAUCCGAAAAAGCGAGAAUGUCAGUCUUGCAUGAAGAAGAAGAGGAGACACCUGCGGUCAGUGACAUGGUUGCAUCCUUGCGCGCUAUCGCCCAAGAUGAAGAUGCUAUGACCGAUCAGUCCAAUAGUGCUCGCAUCUCCAUUGUAUCCCUGGGCGAUCGGCCGAAUCAGAAAGACCCAGAAGUUAUUGAGGGCACUGGGUUAUGCGAAAAACCUAAAUUGACUGUGAUACACCGACCAAAAAGACAAACCUCUAGGGAUGUCAGUCUCCUGAACGCAACGUCGAUCUCUGGACAGACUAGCGACCCUGAAAUGCAAGCCGUUGCGGAGAGUAAGCCUCCAACGCAAGGAGUUGAGACCACGCCGGCUCCACCCGCACCCCCCAUCGAGGCUGUCACAUCUUGUAUCGAUCAUGAUGCGACCGAUGAAGAUCAGAAUAAGCCAAUCAUGACAGCCACGCCUCCGACUCGGUCAUCGGAGGAUUACCCCGAAGCGGCAAAUUCUUCACAGUCCCUCUCACCCGAUAUGACUCGCCCGAUUUCUGUUUCAGGUAAUUCGCAACAAUCGAAAACUCGCCCCAGACCUGCUCCAUUGGAGGUCACCGCCAGCAACCGAAGCCUCUCUGCCUCCGCGGUUGAACGAGCGGCUGUUCAGCGCAUGUCUCGGCCAUCGAUUUCAAUGCCUUCAUCUGUCAUCACAUCCCGUCGGUCUGGGAGCUUCGGCAGUGGUCGCGAGAAUACACGUCCAAUGACUUCUGGCUCUACCACAUCGCAGGUGUCUAACAAGCUGAAGGGUAUAAUGGGUCGACAGGGUGAAUCUCCUUCGCUGCGCAUGCGCAGCUCAUCUGAAACUAGUCGCGCGUCCGGCGGCAGUGGAGACUCUGUAGACGAUAUUGCCGAUUUGGACAAGUUGAUCAACAGCGAUGAGACUAUUCAUUACACCCUUACUCCCCGAAGUGUGAGGGAGAUGACCUUCCCUGACACGUCCAACCGUGCAGUUCCUCGAUCAGAGACGGCAGGCGGCGUCUCCGACCUGGCUGAGUUCUUGAAUACCACUGCACCACCAGGUGAAGAUAAACACCGCCCUCGUGCCUCGGUUUCCUCAAGAGCAACUGGAGAGUUGACUCCAAUCUCUCACACCAGAUCCAUUGAGUCACCCAAGCACAUCCCGCUUACCACACGAUUGACCAACAUGUCAUCAACGUCGAGGUCUAGCAAGAUUGGACAGGCGCGAGAUGCGCGAAUCGCUCCCUCAGAUUCGACACGCGACUUUGCGGAAUUCAUGAGAUCGACUGGCCCUGUUAGUGGGCCAUACGAGUCUAAGAGCUCUAUCUCUGCCGAGAGCACACGGCCUGUCCGUGCUCCAUCAAGUGUCUCCACUAACUCCCGUGGAAACCGACCUAAGCUUCAAGCUCGGUCUGCGGAGACGAGAGGAUCUCAGACCUCGGACCUCAUCGACUUCAUUCGCGAGGGACCUCCUAUGCCAGGAGGUGCUUCCCGUAUUCCUCGGACAGUUGCACCUUUCCGCAACACCACCGAUUCGGAUGAUCUUCUGAUGGGAAACACAGCAUCCAGCUCCUUCGCCAGCACUAGCAAUGGAUCCACACCUAAUAAAUCCUUGGCAUCUCUUGGUUCGCGGACCGCGUUGCUGGAUUCAAACCGAAGCAAGCCUACAGCAUCGGGAAGCGCCCCGGACUUCGAUGAGCCCAAGCCUGUUCGGAAGCAACGUCGUGCUCCAGAUCCCUACGCCAUUGACGACGAUGACGAUGACGCGCUUCUAGAAGAGCUUCUGGAAAGGGAAGCAAACCCGAAACCCAGGCGCGAGGAGGAGAGCCUGAUGGAUUUCCUGCGCGAUGCCCCUCCCCCUCCUCCCUCCGAACAAUCCCCACAACCCUUUGCAAUGAGUACCCCUGCGUCAAAUGGAGCAUCGGGAAUGAAGGCCCGCUUGCUCCGCACCUCACAAACAUCUUUGCGCACACAAAUUGCACCCACAAAGGUCCAGUCUAAUUACUCUGCCAAGGUUGGCCAGGAGCGCAACAAUGGCACCAUGCCUUCUAUCUCAAAUCGCAAAACCGACACUGGUGAUUUGGCAGAUUUCCUACGAAACACUGGGCCUCCUCCAAGCCCUAUGCGGGCUUCAUCAACACCGAUGGGCUCUAAGACGAAGGACAGUGGCCUCUCCCGUUUCUUCACGCGCCGAAAGAAGGUCGAGGUCUAA
Molecule: messenger RNA, 3723 nt
Organism: Penicillium robsamsonii
Lineage: Eukaryota; Fungi; Ascomycota; Eurotiomycetes; Eurotiales; Aspergillaceae
Exons: 1
Coding region: 1-3723 (1240 amino acids)
Source: RefSeq, a predicted model, not a curated record